AUGGGGUAUUUGAAUGAUAAAGGAGUAACUUAUGAUUACUUUGAAUCUUUGGCAUUCUAAAAGACGUUGAAAGAAAAAGGAAUAGUGUAAUUUUUGAGUUUGUUGAAAAUCUUUGGGAAAUUCCAAUUACAUGAACAUUAAUUUGAACAUCUCUCUGAUCCUAAUGUGAAAUAGGUAGAGACCAAGAUGUAGUUGUUUUGGGGUGAUGAAUUUGAAGGACACGUGAUAAAGUUGUAUGAUGACAAGAAGUUGGCUCUCUUGAACCCCAAUACAGGUGGUUUAUUUUAAAGUUUGGGUGAAGAACAAUAGAAGAAGUUGCCAUUUGUAAUAUUGCCAGAAUUUGGAGCUUGGAUGAUUGAAUUGACACCAAACAAGCCAUAUCAAUGCAUGUGCUUCAAUUUUGAUCAAGUCUUAAUAAAUAUGAGAAAGAGAAUCCAAACACUCUAGAGUUACCUACCAUAAGGAAAUCAAUAUGUACUUAUCCCAGUCUAUCCGAUGUUGGGAGUUGGUAGAUUUACAACAACAGUCGAGAGUGAUUUGACUGCUUCAAUGAUUGAGAAGAUCAGAAGUCAGACUAGUUACAUUGAGGGAACUCCAACUUUGUAAUAAGAUGAAAAGUAGUUCCAAAAUGAAAAAUUGAUCUAGCCAGCAACACCAUAUAAAGAAUUACCAGUGGAACCUAUUUGUAAUUACUUCUCUUAGAGUAUAUACUUUGAUGACAGAAUCAUUAAUCCUCAUCCAAGAUACUCAACUUUAGCUUAGAAUAUUAGAUUAAGAAGAGGAUCAAAGGUAGAAAUAAAAAUACCGUUGUUCAUUGAUUAAAAUACAAAAAUAGAAUAGAGUGAAUACGAACCAAAUCCAGGAUAUAUAACAAUGGAUCAUAUGGGAUUUGGAAUGGGAAAUUGUGCACUCCAAACUACUUAUUUGAGUAUUGAUAUAGAUCAUGCCAGAUUAUUGUAUGAUCAAUUAGCUGUUUUGGCUCCUUUGUUCGCAGCUUUGACAGCAGGUAGUCCAAUUUAUAAAGGAAAAUUAUCGAAUUGGGACACUAAAUGGGAUUGUUUGGAAAUGUCAGUUGAUUGUAGAAGUGAAAAUGAAAGAAAUCCUUAACAUCCCAAUCAUAUUCCUAAAUCAAGAUAUUCAUCAAUUUCAUAUUUCAUUUCUAAUGAUAAAAUGAACUUAGAAGAAUACAACGAUUUAAACUUUCCAGCGAAUGAGGAAAUCAUGAAAUUUGCUAAAUAAAAAGCAUCAGAAAUGAACAUACCACUUGAUGACAAAUUACUUAGACACUUGGGAAUACUAUUCUUGAGAGACAACAUGGUUAUGUUUAAGGAUAAAAUACAUAUUGAUGAUAACACAGCUCACUUUGAAGCCAUCUAAUCAAGUAAUUGGAAUUCUGUCAGAUUUAAACCACCUCCUUCUUAUAAUUCAAAAAUUGGAUGGAGGGUAGAAUUCAGAACUAUGGAAAUUUAAUUGACUGCAGAAGAAAAUGCUGCAUGGUCUAUCAUGAUACUAAUGAUUGUUCGAUUGUUCUUUACAAACUAUAUUCCAGUCAACUUUUAUAUGCCCUUGUCCCUUGUUGAUGAAAAUAUGAGAAGAUCAAAGGAGAAAGGAGCUAUUUUAAAUUAAAAAUUCUACUUUAGAACCAACUUCUAAGAUUAUGGUCCAGCCACUAUUGAGGAGUUAUCUUUACAAGAAAUAUUUUUUGGUAAAUAAGAUGGAUCUUUCAUUGGAAUUAUAGGAUUAAUUCAUCAAAAUAGAAAUGUGGUUAAUAAAUAGCAGUGUGCAUAGAAGGAAGAGCACAUUUACUUAAAAAAUAAAACACUUCAAGAUGAAGUCAUUGAGUUUGUAAGAAACAAGGUUAAUGGGAAUACUAAAACACUUGCUUCAUGGAUGAGAGAUUUUGUUACUUCACAUCAGAAUUAUAAUUAGGAUUCCAUUGUAUCUCAUGAAAUCAAUUAUGAUCUCAUCAAAACUCUCACUGCUAUUAAAGAUAGACAAAAAGAGGAUCCACACUUUCCCUUAAUAUUUAGUAUGUGA
Paramecium tetraurelia is the source of this 2037-nucleotide messenger RNA. RefSeq lists its product as uncharacterized. NCBI's taxonomy places the organism in Eukaryota, Ciliophora, Oligohymenophorea, Peniculida, Parameciidae. Gene Ontology annotation, molecular function: glutamate-cysteine ligase activity. The transcript is spliced from 4 exons. Gene Ontology annotation, biological process: glutathione biosynthetic process. The record is from RefSeq and is a predicted model, not a curated record.